AUUGGCUAUCUUAUGUUGAGGAGCCUGAUUUUUCCUGUUAUCAUGAUAAUAAUUUUGAUCCAACUUUGUUAAAUAGUUUAUUAAAGAAUAUUAAAGGAGGUGGAGACUGUGUAGUUCUAGAAUUGAAAUAUGUUAAUUUGGUCAGCCUUAUGAGAGGAAGCACUAGAAAUUUUGAUGAUGAAUACAGGGCAAACGAAUUAUAUAGUGAAAGUAAAUAG
Messenger RNA from Dentiscutata erythropus, 218 nucleotides. NCBI's taxonomy places the organism in Eukaryota, Fungi, Glomeromycota, Glomeromycetes, Diversisporales, Gigasporaceae. The record is from the annotation of a GenBank genome assembly.